AUGAACGACAGUCAAGAUGAUGAUAUCAUCUUUGAAGAAGUGAUCAUUGAACAAGAACAAGAACAAGAUCAUAACAACACAACAAAUGAAAAUGAUAAAGAUGAUGGCGAUGAUCAAUCAUACGAUGAUAUAGAAUGGGAUCAAGUUGGAGGAGGAGAAGAUAACAAUAAUAAUGGUGUUAAUGUGAAUAUAGAAUUUGGUCAAGACGGGGAAACACAAGAAUUGGAUAGCGACAAUCCAUUUGGAGAGAAUAUUGGUUUAUCUACUACUUCUACUACGACAUCUACUACUUCAACUAAUCAAUCAAGUUUAUCACCCAAUAUAUCAUCUAAUAAUAUGGACUUGGAUGAUGGUUUAAUGGAUAUUUCAAUUGAAAUUGAUACAACAAAGAAAAAGAGAGCAAGUUCAAAUCAAGUUAGAUAUUCAAAACAUCAAAAACUAAAGAUUAUGAAUCUACACAAAUCAGUAUUAUUAUGUUUUAUUCUAAACUUUAAACAUACUCUUACUACACUCGAAGAUGAUAUGAUAAAAUCAUUGGUUUUUUCAUCCAUUCCACAAGAUAUCUAUCAAUUGGUUGAUUCAUUUCAAUCACAACAGCAACAACAAAAAGAGAAUGGAUCAAGAAAAAAGAAAACAAACACUACUGUCAACUUUAACGAAAUGAUUAGUGAUACAAUUCAAUGGUUUAGAAAACAAUAUAAAUUAGAUCAACAAUUGGAUAAAUUAUCAAAAAAUGAUCCAAAUAAUAAUAAUAAUAAUAAUAAUAACAAAAAGAAAGAAGUUAUAGAUGUUGAUAAUGAUAUUUGUCAAUUAAUUGGAUUAACAUGUAGAAUGGUUACUUUUAUUAAUCCACCACUUGCAACACCUGAAACACCAACCAAACAAAAAAAAUUACAAUCAUCUCUAUCACCAACUUUAAAAAGAUCAACUUCUGCACCAGAAAAGAUUAAAAAAAAACAAUCCCCAAAGAAAUCUUCUUCCCCAAAGAAACAACAGGAAGAGGAAGAGGAAUCAGAUUUAUCAGAAUCAGAUAUUGAAAGUGAUUAUACACCACCUUUAAAAGUAACCUCUAGACAAAAAGCAAUUCAAAGAUCAAAAUCAGCUCCAACCAUUUCACCAAAAAAGAAAUUGAUAAAGAAAAGAAAAAGUAUUACUGUUGAUGAUUCUAGUAGUAGUGACAAAAGUGAUAAAAAAAAGGAUGAAAAAAAGAAUAAUAAUAAUAAUCCUAUAACAGUUGAAGUAGAAGAAUCAGAUUUAAAAAUAGUUGGUUAUUGGAUUGAAAUAUUGGAUAUAAAUCAAAACAAAUGGAUAUCGGUUGAUAUAAUUAAUAAUAGAAUAGAUCAGCCCCAAUUGAUGGAACCACAGAACUGUCCGUUUGGUUAUGUAGUAUCUUUUAAUAAUAAUCAAUUUAAAGAUAUUACAUCAAAAUAUACAAACAAUGUGGUUGUAUCACAUAUCAAAAGACUACCAAAUGCUCAACUAUCUUGGUGGACUGAUUUAUUGGAAAAACAAGAAACCAAAGACAACGAUAAAAAGAAUAAUACCAAUAUGAAUAUUCAAGACAAUGCAGAUAAAUUUGAUCAACAAUUAAUUAGAGACAAAGAAAUCAAAUCUGAAAACUUUCCAACUAGUUUUUCUGCUUUUAAAUCUCAUCCUUUAUAUAUAUUAGAAAAAGAUAUACCAAAAUAUUCAAGUUUAGAACCAAAUGCAAAAUCAAUUGGUAAAUUUAAAGAUAGUUUUAUAUAUCAUCGGUCAUCGGUAAAGGUAUUACAUGUACCAGAUAAAUGGAUUCAAGCAGGUAGAAUGAUUAUGGAAGGUGAACAACCAGUUAAAGUGGUAAAGGGUAAAUCUGGAUCUUCACCUACUGCCAUGUUGUUUGGAGAAUGGCAAACCAUGGUUUAUCAACAACCAAUCAUUAAAAAUGGAUUGGUGCCAACAAACUCUUUUGGCAAUGUUUAUCUAUUCAAACCUGAAAUGAUACCAAUUGGUGGCGUUCAUCUAAAGAUGGGUGGUCUAAUGCGUAUUGCUCGUAAACUAAAUAUAUCGGUUGGUCCAGCCUUGGUUGGAUGGGAGAAUUGGGGUAGAAGACCUCACCCAAAGAUUGAAGGUGUCGUCGUGGCAAAGGAAAAUGCAAAGACAUUGACUGAAGCUUGGAUACAAGAUCAACAAAUUCGAAAUGAAAAAGAAGAAAAGAAACAAAGAGAAGAAAUCAUAGCGAGAUGGAGAAGAUUUACAAAAGGUCUAUUGAUAGGCACCUAUGUCGAAAAUACCUAUGGUAGUGGUGCAAUUGAUAAUACUAGUACUUCAAAAUUAUUUGCAGAUGAUGAUGAAAAUAAUCCUUUUAAAGAAGAAACAACUUCAACUAAAUAA
This is a messenger RNA of Cavenderia fasciculata, 2370 nucleotides long. RefSeq names its product DNA repair protein Rad4 family protein (gene rad4). The record is from RefSeq and is a predicted model, not a curated record. Gene Ontology annotation, cellular component: nucleotide-excision repair factor 2 complex; cytoplasm; XPC complex. The transcript is spliced from 6 exons. Gene Ontology annotation, biological process: mismatch repair; nucleotide-excision repair. Gene Ontology annotation, molecular function: single-stranded DNA binding; damaged DNA binding. NCBI's taxonomy places the organism in Eukaryota, Evosea, Eumycetozoa, Acytosteliales, Cavenderiaceae. Bases 1 to 2370 code for a protein of 789 amino acids.